AUGGACUACUGGGAAAUCGUGAAAGAGCGAGUGCGAGAUUGUGGUGGUAAACAGCAGAAGUUAUCUGAAGAUCUCAAACCACUAUAAUGUAAAUAUACUCGGCGAUGCUUUGUGAAAUCAUGUAGACAUUGAACGCGUAGUCGACGCGAGCAGAAAUACGUCCAGAAAAUUAAACAAUGGACGUUAUCGUUUGAUGUGGUAAGACGAGGCACUCGUUUUGUUCAACAUUCUUCCCCGGCCGACGACGCGUCGGGGGAACAACACAACUGAGUAAUGCGCUCACUUUUCCAGAGAGAAGAUGGAUGAAAAAUCCUACUACAGUCGGCUUUUCAUCGCAUUGGCGAUGGUGUUGUUGUUCGGCGUGAUUGUGCUACAAUACGUUUGCCCUACGUCCGACUGCCAGCUGCUACACCUGGCAUCAUUGUCCUCCAGAUUUGGGAGUCGAGCGCCGGGGGAUCGCGCAGAUGGAGCCAGCACGGGAGACCCGUACAGUUCAGAGGACGGCGCGUUAGCGCGAUUCGUGCCGCGAUUUAAUUUCACAACUAAAGACCUCAAUCGCGUUGUAAAUUUUAACAUAAAGGAGGACGAUGUUAUAGUGUUCCUCCAUAUUCAAAAGACCGGUGGGACCACGUUUGGCCGCCACCUGGUCCGCAACAUCCAACUAGAGAGGCCGUGUGAGUGCCACGCUGGGCAAAAGAAAUGUACGUGUUACCGGCCAGGUAAACGGGACACCUGGCUGUUCUCCCGCUUCUCUACCGGCUGGAGCUGCGGUCUGCAUGCGGACUGGACGGAACUCACUAACUGCGUGCCUUCCUUCAUGAGCAACAGAGAGUCUCUGGAGAUGCGCAAAACUCCCAGCAGAAACUACUAUUACAUUACAAUCUUAAGGGAUCCGGUGUGGAGGUACCUGAGUGAAUGGAGGCAUGUUCAGCGUGGUGCCACCUGGAAGGCCUCCAAACACAUGUGCGACGGCCGUUUGCCCACCCUAAAUGAGCUGCCCAGCUGUUACACCGGAGAUGACUGGUCAGGGUGCACAUUGGAGGAAUUCAUGGCAUGUCCUUAUAACCUUGCCAGCAACAGACAGACCCGUAUGCUGGCAGAUCUCAGCCUGGUAGGUUGCUAUAACCUCUCAAUAAUGAGUGAGAGCCAACGCUGGGCCAUGCUGGUGGAAAGUGCCAAGCGCAACUUGCGAAACAUUGCCUUUUUUGGCCUGACUGAAUAUCAGCGCAAGACGCAGUACCUCUUCGAACACACCUUCCGCCUUUCCUUCAUUGCUCCAUUCACGCAGCUCAACGGCACCCGCGCUACGAGCGUAGAGGUGGAACCGGAGACGCAGCGGAGGAUUCGGGAGCUGAACCAGUGGGACGUGGAGCUUUACGAGUACGCCCGUGACCUCUUCCUUCAGCGAUUUCAGUAUGCGAGACAGCAGGAGCGCAGAGAAGCGCGUAAGAGACGUCUGCAGGAGAGGCGUAAAUUGCGUGCCAAGGUUAGGCCGUGGUGGGGGAUGACUGGAAAAAAUGUUCUUAACCCCACCAAAGCGCCACAGCAGACACAACAAUAUUCUGUGAUGAGUUUUCUAGAGGAAAAACAAGUGGACACAGAAAAAAAACUGGAGCCCGAGCCGGAAGGACAGGUGGAGGACAAUUGGUUAGAAGAGGAUGACAGUGAAACCAUGUUGGACUAUUUGGAAAAUGUGGAACAGUGGCGGUAGCUAAUAUCUAUUUGGGGGAUGGGUUGAUAUUAGAGAAAAUUGUGAUUCUGGUUAACUAAUAUACGGGGUACGUACAAUCCUUUAAGCUUCAAUCGCUGCUAAUGUUAAAUAUUGGCAUAUACGGGUUGUUUGUAGCAGUUUCUUUCUGUUCUGUUUUUCGUAGUCACACAUAUGAAGGUCUUUUGUUAAACACCAUUUUCAAAUAUCAGAUUUUGAAUCGCCUUGGAGCAUGACAUGUCUUGUUAAUGAGAGAACGUCCCCAUUUACACUACACCUGAGGAAGGUCUGUACACUUUAGGUUGCCAGAUGUAUCUUCGUUUAAAGGGACAAUUCACCCAAAAAUGAAAACUCGGUCAUAAAUUGCUCAACCUCUUUUUCAUCCAAACCUGCAUUUCUUUGGCCACAGAACUGUUUGUUUUCCUAAAUUUUUUAAAAUAUCUCAGAAUUUUAAAAGAACAAAAAAAUAUUACUUUUUUUUCUACUAUUGUAGCCAAUGGUGCCUCAGGAAUCUCAGUUGUUAACAUUUUUCCAAAUAACUUUGAGUCUUUCAGCUUCAGGUCUUCCAACAUGGAAGUGACUUUAACUGCAAUUCAUUGACUGGCCGCUAGAGACUGUCUGCAAAACAGAGCAGAAUCUCAUUGAGCCCCAUGUUAAAAUGCCCAACUUUAUAGCAUAGAAAUAGGUGUUUACAGCCUGCUACAAAAAUGAUUUUGGUCUUUAUACCUUAUUUUGCCCUUUAUGCCAACUGUGGGAGGGGGGCAAAUUUUUUUAUAGCUCAUCCGUUUAAAUGAAAUUGAGCCUUACAAUUCUGCAUAAUUAAGGGUGAGGUUUUACCCACCAGGCACCUCGGCUGCACCCAAGUCACGCCUUUUGCCCUUUAUUCAUUAUCAGAGAUUGGCUACAUCCAUGUUUCGUACAUUCAUGUUUUAACAGAACAAAGAAAUAUAUGUGGGUUUGGAACAACUUGAGGGCGAGUAAUUCCUGACAGAUAUUUUUGGGUGAACUAUCCCUUUAACGAACUGUAAAUCAAUACAUACGAAAUGUAUAUGCUAAAUAUAAAAGCCAAAGUUUGGAAUGUGUCAUACAUGCCAUUAUCAGUCUUUCUGUAUUGAGGGAGAUUCUGGUGGCAGCACACUUAUAUUUACAUUCCUGUAAUGUAUGAAUAGGAUUCACCAUAUUGACCAUUAUAAGUGUCCUCCACAGUCACAAAUCAUUAUGCUGAAGUCAAAUAAUUGAUUAAUUUGUCAAUUCAACACUUUGACUUUUGUUCUAAUCGAAAUAUUAUGUUUACUUGGCCUUAUUUUUAUUUAUAUUUGUUUGCUAAUAUUAGAAGCACGGGUUAUGGGUUAUAUUAUUUUGUUACUUAAAAAUAAAAGCCAUUGUGACACGCA
Molecule: messenger RNA, 3102 nt
Organism: Triplophysa dalaica
Lineage: Eukaryota; Metazoa; Chordata; Actinopteri; Cypriniformes; Nemacheilidae
Gene: hs6st2
Product: heparan sulfate 6-O-sulfotransferase 2
Exons: 2
Coding region: 299-1711 (470 amino acids)
Cellular component (GO): membrane
Molecular function (GO): heparan sulfate 6-sulfotransferase activity
Source: RefSeq, a predicted model, not a curated record